GUCCUGGUCACACAGUAUUAAAGAGACCUACCACUAAGAGGACGAAAAAAGCGUCCUAGACAUCCGCUGCAAUUACGAAUGAACCAGACUUGGUAGCACAGGGCAUUGAUUGCUGGUGCCCAACCGGACGGACCCUCCUCCCCGCUCUCCCCUUUCCUCCCCCACCCGAGGCAGCCUCCUGCGGCGGCGGCCGGGACCUCGCGCCCCUGCAUCGUGGCCGGGGCUGCGUUUUUCAUGAGCCCGGGGUGAACAGGUGCGAAGUGCGGUGGGAGCAUCCGGCCAGCGGCCGGGCGCAGGGACCAUGGAGAGCGAGCGCGACAUGUACCGCCAGUUCCAGGACUGGUGCCUCAGGACUUACGGGGACUCAGGCAAGACCAAGACGGUGACCCGUAAAAAAUACGAGCGGAUCGUCCAGCUCCUCAAUGGCUCCGAGUCGAGCUCCACGGACAACGCCAAAUUUAAAUUCUGGGUCAAAUCGAAGGGCUUCCAGCUGGGCCAGCCGGACGAGGUCCGCGGGGGAGGCGGCGGCGCCAAGCAAGUGCUCUACGUGCCUGUCAAGACCACGGAUGGCGUAGGGGUAGAUGAGAAGCUGUCUUUACGGCGAGUAGCUGUAGUCGAAGAUUUCUUUGACAUUAUCUAUUCGAUGCAUGUGGAAACAGGGCCAAAUGGAGAACAAAUUCGGAAACAUGCUGGACAAAAGAGAACUUACAAAGCAAUUUCAGAGAGCUAUGCCUUCUUACCACGAGAAGCGGUGACACGAUUUCUAAUGAGCUGCUCAGAGUGCCAGAAAAGAAUGCAUUUAAACCCAGAUGGAACAGAUCAUAAAGAUAAUGGAAAACCUCCCACUUUGGUGACCAGCAUGAUUGACUACAACAUGCCAAUUACCAUGGCCUAUAUGAAACACAUGAAACUGCAGCUGCUAAACUCACAGCAAGAUGAGCAUAUUAAUUCAAACCAAAAUAUAAUUUUUUUCCCAACAGAUGAUUCUGCUGCGGAGAGUUUUAAUGGCAAUGAGACUCUGGGGCACAGUGCAAUUGCUUCAGGGGGAACGCAUAGCAGGGACAUGGGAGACUCCAACAGUGAUGGCAAAACUGGGCUGGAGCAGGAGGAACAGCCACUGAACCUGAGUGACAGUCCCCUCUCUGCACAGCUGACUUCGGAAUACAGAAUAGAUGACCACAGCAGUAAUGGAAAAAACAAAUAUAAGAAUCUUCUAAUUUCGGACCUCAAGAUGGAACGAGAGGCGAGAGAAAAUGGAAGCAAGUCUCCUGCACAUAGUUACUCAAGCUAUGACUCUGGCAAAAAUGAGAGCGUAGACCGAGGCGCUGAGGACCUGUCACUAAACAGGGGAGAUGAAGAUGAAGAUGACCACGAUGACCACGACGAUUCAGAGAAAGUGAACGAGACAGACGGCGUUGAAGCGGAGCGGCUGAAAGCUUUUAAUAUGUUUGUCAGGCUGUUUGUAGAUGAAAACUUGGACCGAAUGGUCCCAAUCUCUAAGCAGCCCAAAGAAAAGAUCCAGGCUAUCAUUGACUCAUGCAGGCGACAAUUCCCUGAGUAUCAAGAGCGUGCCAGAAAACGUAUACGUACUUACCUCAAGUCCUGCAGGCGGAUGAAAAGAAGUGGUUUUGAGAUGUCUCGACCUAUUCCUUCUCACCUUACUUCAGCAGUUGCAGAGAGUAUCUUGGCUUCAGCCUGUGAGAGUGAGAGUAGAAAUGCUGCCAAGAGGAUGCGUCUGGAGAGACAACAGGAUGAGUCUGCUCCAGCUGACAGACAAUGUAAGCCAGAGGUGGCCCAGGCUACUUACUCAACAUCAGCUGUUCCAGGCUCGCAGGAGGUGUUGUACAUCAAUGGCAAUGGGACCUACAGUUACCAUAGUUACAGAGGGCUAGGAGGAGGACUGCUAAAUCUGAAUGAUGCUUCCAGUAGUGGACCCACUGAUCUCAGCAUGAAGAGGCAGUUGGCGACCAGCUCAGGAUCCUCCAGCAGUUCAAACUCCAGACCCCAGCUGAGUCCAACUGAAAUCAAUGCUGUGAGACAGCUUGUUGCAGGAUAUCGAGAAUCAGCUGCAUUUUUAUUGCGUUCUGCAGAUGAACUGGAAAAUCUCAUUUUACAACAGAACUGAGUCAAAUGACAACCACAUUCACUGAGGUCUAAAUUUGCAGUUUCCACUAAUGACAUUUUGAUUUCCCAGCAGAGAUACUUCUGGUCUUACUGCAAAGUCUCUUAAGAGAAAUACUUCCAUUAUGCCACAUUGUCCUUGAUUCAUAAAGUGAUGUGUUAAGGUGCUUCAAAGGAACUCUGACCUCUGAAGUACUUGAGAUACUUUAAUGUGUCCAGCCUAUUGCUUUUUGUUUUAGUGUGUCAGCAUAAAUAUCAGGGGGAAAAAGGCUGUAUAUUCUUAAUUCAAGGAUAAAACAGAAGAAGCUUGUGGUAUAAAAAAUAGUUCAAGAUCCAACUGAAAUAUUAGUGGAAUUUGCUACUAACUCAUUGGACUGAAAGCUGAAGUCUCUGGCAAAAAAAAAAAAA
Propithecus coquereli (Coquerel's sifaka) is the source of this 2529-nucleotide messenger RNA. It is a transcript of the gene NOL4, whose product is annotated as nucleolar protein 4. The transcript is spliced from 10 exons. Lineage: Eukaryota; Metazoa; Chordata; Mammalia; Primates; Indriidae. The record is from RefSeq and is a predicted model, not a curated record. Bases 302 to 2125 code for a protein of 607 amino acids.